This is a messenger RNA of Vicia villosa (hairy vetch), 1494 nucleotides long. Its product is annotated as importin subunit alpha-4-like. The transcript is spliced from 9 exons. Gene Ontology annotation, cellular component: cytoplasm; nucleus. Bases 1 to 1494 code for a protein of 497 amino acids. Gene Ontology annotation, molecular function: nuclear import signal receptor activity; protein binding. NCBI's taxonomy places the organism in Eukaryota, Viridiplantae, Streptophyta, Magnoliopsida, Fabales, Fabaceae. The record is from RefSeq and is a predicted model, not a curated record. Gene Ontology annotation, biological process: NLS-bearing protein import into nucleus.
AUGGAGAAACCAAAAACCCUAGAACCUGAAUCGAGCAAAGUGAAUGAGAGGAAAGAUGAACCAACAACUAAACAUUGGGUGGACGUGAUAAGCAACAACAAAAAUUCUGCUAAUGAUUUGUCACUCGAAUUUGUGGCGCCGAAGAUUGUUGAUGGGGAAGUGGAGAUUAAAACUGAACAUGAAGACAUCGCAUCUGAGAAAGACGAAAUUAGUGAAAUACCUGGGUGGUUGAUCUCUGAUGAACUUGAUAAACAACGUGAAGCAACUAAAAGAUUGAAUAUGCUAGUAGAACAAGGUGAAACCUCUGUCAUUCAAGAGGUAGUUAAGCAAAAUGCUGUUGUGCCUUAUUUGAUUAAUUUGUUGGCAAAUGGGAAUACCUAUGAACAACGACUUCUAGCCGCGCAGUGUCUCGCCAACAUUGCCCGAGGAAAUGAAGAGCAAACAAUGGUUAUAAUUGAUCAACAUGCUGCCAUUCCCCCACUUGUGUAUAGUCUUGAGACUGGAAGAGAUGAUAUAAAAGAAAUGGCAAUACUGGCACUAAGCAACAUUUCUGGUCAUUCUACCACCACGAGAGAUGCUGUUGUUAAAAGUGGCGCAUUCGAGGGAUUAUGGAAGUUGUUGAAGAAUCCACUUGAGCCACGAUUAACUAUCCUGAAACAGGCUUCAUUGGCAUUAUCAGUCUUCUGCCGUGGAGAUCCUCCUUCCCUCGAGGUUUUCGACAAGAUACGGCUAAACAUGUUUGUAUUAAAGCAGCUCUUGAUGAUGAGGACUGAUAAAGAAGUUACCAAGAAUGCAUGUAUAACAUUUUCAUUGAUUGCUAGCAAAGGUUCACCAGAUAUGAUCCAAGCUGUGGAUAGCGCACGAAUUUGUCCAAGACUGAUUGGGUUGAUCAAAUUACCAAUGCCAGAGUGUUUCGAGCCAGCUUUGCUAACUUUAGCAAAGAUUGCUGCUCAGAGUCAUGAUUAUGCUCAGAGAGUAAUUGAAGGAGGAGAUCUCGAUUGGCUUCAAUCGUUUUUUACGGAAGAAAAUAAUAUAAACAUCGUUACACAAGCUUUGAGGCUAAUAUCAAAUCUCACUAGGACUGCAGUUCAAAUCCAGGCUGUCAUUGCUGCUGGUUUGGUUAAUGCUUUGGUUAAUUCUACUAUGGCUGAAUCUGAGUUUAGAAAGGAUGCAGCAGAGGCGAUUUUGAAUAUCACGAGUAAUGGAAGUCCAGAACAAAUUCUGUCCUUGGUGAAUGGAGGAUGCAUUCCCCCACUUUGUGACCUCUUGACCUGCGCAGAUCCAAUGAUUGUGUGUACUUGCUUAAAUGGAUUGAAAAACAUUUUAAAUGCAGAUCAAGCUUACAAGGGAAUGGUUGAGGGGUGUGGAGGGAAGGAGAAGAUUGCAAGUUUACAGCACAAUGAUAAUCUCGAUGCUAGGGACAUAGCUGUAGAGAUUUUGGAAGGCUUUUGGCAAGAGAUGAUUGAUUACACUCAGUAUUUUGAUUUCGAUUAA